Lolium rigidum is the source of this 775-nucleotide messenger RNA. RefSeq lists its product as uncharacterized. Bases 16 to 612 code for a protein of 198 amino acids. Lineage: Eukaryota; Viridiplantae; Streptophyta; Magnoliopsida; Poales; Poaceae. The record is from RefSeq and is a predicted model, not a curated record. The transcript is spliced from 4 exons.
UCUCUCUCGCGUCCGAUGGCCUCGAGCUCGGGCGCCGGCGGCGGAGGGCCGCCGGACGGGGGCGUCGGGGAGGGACCGACGACGCUGGACGAGCUGUACCACAUCAACGUCGUGCCGGCUGAGCUGCACUUCAAGUUCCGCAAGGAGCUCCAAGGCCUCCGCGUCGGCCUCAACUUCGAGUUCUACAAUCUUGAGGUGAAUGAUUUCGAGGCCAAGGUAGUUCUGAAGCCCCUGGACUUCGACCGGAAGUGGAAGUUCCAGUACAAGCCCAUCAGUGGUGACGUGCAGCUGCUUUCCAAGAAGAUACCACUCUCGAAAUAUCUCAACCUUCAGGUCGGAAUUGGUCACAAUUUCCAACUGAAGGCCACUGGAUGGAAGUGGAAGCUUUCAACUUGCUUGGGGGGAGAUGGUGUUUCUCAGAUAAGAAACAAAUCAAAACUCAACGUGUUUCCAGGGUUUGAUCUGAGGCUUGGAUGGAAAGCUGAAUAUGUGCUUCCUGAGAUUCAUGGGGCCGUUGGCACAGGAGAACCUGCCUUCAGUAUGAACUAUGGGCGAUUGCAAGCAUCCAUAGACCGGAUUGAGGCUAUUGUGACCCAUUCAGAUCGGUACUGAACUUCCUAGGAUGGUGAUGCAGAUAUGGUCACGUAGCGAUGGGUUCUUUGGUUGCAAUUAUCUCAUAAGAAUCCCAUGGUUCACUCAGUGUCUCUCGAGGCUUUGCAUCUGAUGUACAGAAAUGAGCAAAAACAAUAUUUUAUUAAGAGUAAUUUUGAGUUUC